AUGGCUUCAUCUUUACCGAGCUCUUCGUCACCAGCCCGGGCCGUGCCCAGAAGUCGGCAAGGUUUGGGAACCCCACGGAGUGCGAGGGGAACGCCACGGAGCGCCGACAUGGCUGCCGGGGCGGAUGAGGGGCGGCGGGCACACAGCGCCAGCCUUGCCGGCCGCAGUGACGAUGGGCAGAGGAGCCCAGGGCCUCGCCUAGACCGGAGCUCGAGCUCCUCCUCCACUUUUCUCGCCAUCAACUCGAGCUCGGAACGCCGGCUGCGUCGAGCCUUGGCCUUUCGUCACCUCCCCGGGCCCGACAUCAGCGCUGCUGCCCUGGAGGCGGAGUCCCCGAGGGUCUCCACCUCUCCGGCACCGCUCAGCGCUCGCCUGCCGCGGCCCGUGGAUUCCGAGGAGUACCUGACAGUGGCUGAGGAGGCUUCUGCGCUCGACGCAGAAGGCGUUCAGACCCUAGAGGUCAAGGAGCAGGAUGCGGAAUCGCCUGCAGCUCCGGAGAUCCAAGUUUCACCAAAUUCCUUCUCGGCGACAACAGCCACGAGUAUGGAGGGACUCAGUUCCUGCUGGGGACUCGGGACACCAAGCUCCCGGCCCCGCGUCGUGCGCGAGCGGCCGCGGCAAACCCCGCCACCGCCCUCGCCGCCGGCAGUGGGCUCUACGAGUCUGCCCCUGCACGAGAUGUACGAAGUUUUGCUCACCCAAGAGCAACAGAUCUGCAACAACAAGGCCAGGGUCUCCGCACUGCAGCAGAUGCUCCUGCAGCAGCUGGAAGAGCGCAAGAAGACAAAGUUUCUGAAUGCCGAGAUCGCCAAGCUCUCUGCAAAGCAUCAGGAGAUGUUGGCGCUCUCAGAAGACCAAAAGGUGCAGCUCCACAAAGCGAAACUGCACCGCCAGGCUCUGUACCAGGAAGUGAGGAGGCUCCGAGGCCCCGGAAGGAGGCGAGCCUCCUCGGUUCCCAACGGCAAGGCCACGAAUGCCUCGAUGGAGGCCGUGCCUUGCAAGAGGGACGACCGCGGCAUCGCUCAGAAAGGAGGCAGAUCUGCCAUCCCGGCCCGCCGCAGCAGCUCACCACCGACGAGCCCCGACUCCGGACCAGGUCCGCAGCGAAGCUCAUCGGCUGCUGCCCUCAGGGGGCCGAAACCGAGCAAGAUGGAAGGGACAGAAGGACAGCCUGCCGCUGAUAGCCCGCGCAGCCUUCGCCGGGGUCGCAGCACCUCAGCGACGGCGCUGCACAGGAGCAAGCCCUUCCUCCUGCCUCCGGGCGCCAAGGCUCCGGCACAGGCAUGUCAAGGCUUCCCCGGUCGCUCAGAGACACAGCGACGGCGGAGCGACGGCGAUCUCGUACGGAACCGAUGGCGCAGAGGUGAAGUUGCACAUCUCCAGCUGCAGGAGCUGCCCGAGUCGACGCAAGUGGAGGAGCAGCACUCAGGCCGUAGCUCCUCCACGGCCGGGAUGAGCAGGAGCAAAUCGUCUGCCAAGACGUCAUCGGCACGGCCCUGUCCAGGUGAUGUGGAACAUCAGCUGCAAGAGCUUGAGCAUCAGCUGCAAUGCAUCGCGCAGGCGGAGGAGCGAGAGAAAGGUCGCAGCUCCCCCCGCUCUCCAGCCGCCGCGAUGGAAAGGAGUCGGCCUCGUGCCAAGACGGCAACGGGCCAAGUACCCCAAGGCACCUUGGCUCGCGCAGAGACGCGGCGACGGCGAAGUGAAGGUGAUGCUCAGACGCUUCGCCCAGAGGCGGUCCAGGAGCCAGAAAACGGCCAGACAGGUCAGAAAACUGGGGCUGGGCCUCUGCCGCAGAGAGAGGAGGAGCAGGAGGCCUCCAAGCUGCAGUUGCCGCUUUCCGCGCGAAGUACAGCGCUUCGCUCGGGAGAGCUGCGAAGCAGCAGCCCAACGAAGGGGAAGGAGUUGCUGGCCGCUUCAUCCCCGGACGGUACGCUGGCGUCCCCGCACUCACAGGAGGAACUUCUGCAUGCCUCCUCCAGCUUUUUCCGCCUGGGAUCUGAGGUUCCCCUGGUGGCCAGCCCCGUGUCGCCCGGAGCAAGCGAGCAGAGCUUAUCGCUCCGAGCCCGGCAGCUCGUGAAGGGCGAGGAGGUCGGUGUGGAACGAGUUUGCCUGGCAUCUUCCCCAAGCGCAUCUCCAAGCGACCAUGCGGACUCGUGCGAGGUUCUCUGGGCCUCGCCUGGAACGAGUGAGCUGGAGCAGGCACGAACACUCGGGAAGAUGUCGGCUCGGCAGCUGGUGGGGGAGGAGGAAGCCGCCGUGGAACGAGUUCGUUUGGAGUCUUCCCCGAGCGCUUCGCCCAGCGACAACGUCGACAUGCGGCAGGCUGUGCGUGCGCCGGAGCGUCCAGUGGCAGAGGAGCCCGUGACGCGGCAGGCGGAGGUGUCACCCUGGAUCACCAGUUGUCCAGAGCCAACUCUCCUCACGCGCUGUCGCGCCCUUGCAGCCUCCAAGGCCAUGUGUGAGGCGGCCGCAGAGCGUGCAUCGAAAACACAGGCAUCGCUCAUGCAGCUCCAGUAUCGGGAGGAAGCCGUGAUGGUCGAACUUUGGCAAGAGCAAAAGGACCGUGAACAGAGACAGCAAACACGGUUGCGCCUCUCCCCGGCGGCUGGAGGCGAGCCUGGCACGGUCAGGCCGAUCUUCUGA
Messenger RNA from Symbiodinium sp. CCMP2592, 2643 nucleotides. The record is from the annotation of a GenBank genome assembly. Lineage: Eukaryota; Dinophyceae; Suessiales; Symbiodiniaceae.